Staurois parvus is the source of this 317-nucleotide messenger RNA. Lineage: Eukaryota; Metazoa; Chordata; Amphibia; Anura; Ranidae. The record is from the annotation of a GenBank genome assembly.
UCAGCUGCGUCCAAUCACAGCUGAUCACUGAUGAUCAGUGUGCCCUGAUGAUCAGUGUGGCCCCAGAAGUGCCACCUGUCAGUGCUCAUCAGUGCCACGUGCCAGUGCCCAUCAGUGCCACGUGCCAGUGCCACAUCAAUGCCACAUAUCAGUGCAUACCAGUGCACAUCAAUACCACAUAUCAGUGCCCAUCUGCGCUGCCUUUCAAUGUCACCCAUCAGUGCCAGUCAGUGCCUCCUAUCAAUGCCACCUAUCAGUGCUGCCAAUCAGUGCCACCUAUCAGUGCCAGUCAGUGUCACCUAUCAGUGCGCAUCAGU